Messenger RNA from Monodelphis domestica (gray short-tailed opossum), 2879 nucleotides. RefSeq names its product secretogranin V (gene SCG5). Lineage: Eukaryota; Metazoa; Chordata; Mammalia; Didelphimorphia; Didelphidae. Gene Ontology annotation, molecular function: enzyme regulator activity. Gene Ontology annotation, cellular component: secretory granule. The record is from RefSeq and is a predicted model, not a curated record. Gene Ontology annotation, biological process: regulation of hormone secretion; neuropeptide signaling pathway.
AGAUUUUUUGAGUAGAGCAGUGAAAUGGUUAGAUAUGCAUCAAGGAUAGAGACUGGAUCUGUAAUUUCUUUGACAUAAAGAUAUUCUGGAAGAGGAAACCCCCUCUGUCAAUGGAGUCAUUAUCUUUCCCAUGUAUAGUUUUUGUUAAUUCCCUUUCACUGAGGGAUUGUGAAUUGCCCCAGACACACAGCUAGUAAAUGUCAGAUGUGGGACUUGAGUUCAAAUGUUCCAUUUCAAACCUAAUUCUCUAGUCACUAUCCUGCUAAAGUUUGAUCACAGCUUUUAUUGUAGUCCUGAAAUAGGUAUAUUGAUUCAAAUACUCUGCACCAUGCUGUCUCUAGGUCUUGUAUUCCUUUGAACUUCUGUUUUUUGAAUUUCAUCAGUGAGGGAAACAACUAUCAAAACAAAUUAUGGAAUGUUCUGCCACUAGACUCUUAGAGUUGCCUGGGGCACUAAGAAAUUAAGACUUGUCCUGGGUUGAAAAUACCAGGUUUGAAGCUGGUUCUUUAUCUUGGGCACCAAGCUUCCUUUUUCUCUCCUCCACUUUAUUUUCCUCCCUCCCACAUUCUCAUACAUCUCUCCCCAGUGCAUUACCACCACCCCCACCUCACUACCAAAAAUGGGUUUGAAUUCCUUUAUUAUAAAGUUGCUUUAUUGUUUCUAUCACCAGACUCCUAGAUCUUUACAAAUGCAGUUCCUGAGCUGUUCUUUUUCCACCUGCUUUCUUCCAUCUACAUGGCUAUAUAUGUAAGCCCUUCCACCGUCCCUCAAUUUAAAAAAUGCAAUUUGUUAUUAAAAUCCUUUCUAGAAUGACAUGAUUGAGGAGGAAGAGAUAAACACUAGGAUAUCCCUUAUAACAUUUUUCAUUUUAAUUUCAGUAAUCAUUCAUUUAAAAAUCUCCCAUGUUAAAGAGCACCAUGGUAGGUCCCUUCCCAGAGAGAGCUCACACUUAAGGUGCCUAGGUGAUAACAGUGGAUGAAAUAUUGUUUUUGAAAUCAGGAAGGCUUAAAUUUGAAUCCUGACUCACAAUAGCUGUGACCCAAAAUAGCAGUUUAAUGUAAUGUUUACCAUAGGAUCAUAUUGUAAUAACCAAAAAAGAAAUGCCUCUCUUGAAGAUCUCCAACUUUUCCUCGCUGCCCCCUCAAUAUUUAUAAUUCGUUAUUUCCAUAUCUCCCCCAUUAGACUUUUUGUCUAUCUUUAUCCUUAGCUCCAACACAGUGCCUAGUACAUAAAUAAAAGGCGCUGGCAAGUGCUUAUUGACUGGGGAGUCUUCCUGGACUGGUGGAAUAGUGUCUCCAGGCCUCAAUUUUCUCUAAUAAAGGCUCACCUGGUUGUGGCAUGAAGGCAAAUGAGAUUCAUGUAAAGAGCUUUGCAACCCUUAAAGCGUUAUAGAAACGCUAUGUUAUUCAUCUAGUUGCUGUUAAAAGGUAACAUAGAUACGCCGCUCUUUAUAAAAAUAAGCAUUAAAGGGUUCCAGAGAUUGUGGGAGCAGCUAGGUUUGAGAAAGGUAAAGAUGAAGAGGGUAGGGCACUGCUCAUUCAUCCUUGAGUGCUCACUCAAGGCCCGGCGGGGUGGGUGGAAGGUGCAGCGCCUGGGAGGAAGGCUUGGGGCGGAGAGGCUGCUGUGGAGCCACCUGCCCAGGGGAGGGGCGGAAGGCGGAGCCGGAGCUACAGAGGGAAGGGGCUGACGCACUCGUGGUUCAAGCCAGGCCCAGAGAACUGGGCAGACCCCCGGAGGAUUCUCCCCCUUAGCGGUACGAGCGAGUAAUCCCGAGGAAGCGAGGUGAAAAUAGGCUCCAUGAUGCUGCCUACCACCUUCUACAGUGUGAUAUUUUGGCUGGCAUUGGGAUGGACUCUAUCAUCUGCUCAUAGCCCUCGGACCCCAGACCGAGUCUCAGAAGCUGAUAUUCAGAGGUUGCUCCAUGGAGUGAUGGAACAGCUGGGUAUUGCCAGACCCCGUGUGGAAUAUCCAGCCCAUCAGGCUAUGAAUCUUGUGGGUCCGCAGAGCAUUGAAGGUGGUGCCCAUGAAGGUCUUCAACAUUUGGGUCCUUAUGGUAACAUCCCUAACAUUGUGGCUGAGCUGACUGGUGACAACAUCCCCAAGGACUUCAGUGAGGACCAGGGCUACCCGGACCCUCCAAAUCCCUGCCCCCUUGGAAAAACAGUAGAUGAUGGAUGUUUGGAAAACUCCCCUGACACUGCGGAGUUCAGCCGAGAGUUCCAGCUGCAUCAACACCUUUUUGAUCCUGAACAUGACUAUCCUGGCUUAGGCAAAUGGAACAAGAAGCUUCUUUAUGAAAAGAUGAAAGGUGGACAGAGACGGAGGAGGAGGAGGAAUGUGAACCCCUAUCUUCAAGGGCAGAGACUGGACAAUGUUGUGGCAAAGAAGUCUGUGCCUCAUUUUUCAGAUGAGGACAAAGAUGAAGAAUAAAGUGAAGAAAACGGAAGAAAACAGAUGCAGCCCAUUAGAUCACAAUAUUGCUUGUGUGUAUUGACUAUUAAAACCCUAGUGAAUGGCAGCAUGUUUAUUAUUUGUGUAGUCAUCGAUGAAAAACAGCUGUAUUUAUGACAUUGUGUUGUCAUAGAUAAAGAAAAGAUUUCUCUUCUUUCUGUUAAAUUAUGGUAAUGGGAGCUUUUGGGUUAUUUUGUUUCAGGCCUGGAGUGAGCUUCAAAAUUAAAGUGAUUUUGAUAGCUAGUGUAUAUGUCUACAGUCAUAAAAAGCAAGACCAUAAAAUUUAUUCAGUUUGGUUGCAGUUUAAAUGGUAUUUGGAGCUCUAGUUUGAUAACUCUUAUUGUAAAAGGCAGAGUUUGAUUUUAAUUGUUUAGUUCAUGAAGCCCUUGGGCAUUGUUACACCCCAAUAAAUAUUAUUUUACUCAUGA